Molecule: messenger RNA, 6543 nt
Organism: Nyctereutes procyonoides (raccoon dog)
Lineage: Eukaryota; Metazoa; Chordata; Mammalia; Carnivora; Canidae
Gene: OPA1
Product: OPA1 mitochondrial dynamin like GTPase
Exons: 32
Coding region: 134-3283 (1049 amino acids)
Biological process (GO): mitochondrial fusion
Cellular component (GO): mitochondrial membrane; cytoplasm; microtubule
Molecular function (GO): GTP binding; microtubule binding; GTPase activity
Source: RefSeq, a predicted model, not a curated record
UCGGCGCGCCAUUGGGAGGCCCGCAGCGGCUGCUCGGUGCCCUUGCUGCCGGCGGCUGCGUCUCGGUCGCGCCCGGAGCCGGGCCGGGCGGGGGCGGACGGCCGAGCGCCCGCGGAGCGUCCUCGCCGGCGGGAUGUGGCGACUGCGGCGGGCCGCCGUGGCCUGUGAGGUGUGCCACUCCUUAGUGAAACGUAGCUCUGGAGUCCAAGGAACUUUACCGCUACAAAAACUGCAUCUGGUUUCACGAAGCAUUUAUCAUUCUCAUCAUCCUACCUUAAAGCUUCAAAGACCCCAAUUCAGGACAUCAUUUCAUCAGUUCUCUUCUUUAACUAACCUUCCAUUACGUAAAUUGAAACUUUCUCCGAUUAAAUAUGGCUACCAGCCACGCAGGAAUUUUUGGCCGGCGAGAUUAGCUGCAAGACUCUUAAAACUUCGGUAUCUCAUCCUAGGAUCUGCUGUUGGCGGUGGCUAUACAGCCAAAAAGACUUUUGAUCAGUGGAAAGAUAUGAUACCUGACCUGAGUGACUAUAAAUGGAUUGUGCCUGACAUUGUAUGGGAGAUUGACGAGUAUAUCGAUUUAGAGAAAAUUAGAAAAGCACUUCCUAAUUCAGAGGACCUUGCAAAAUUGGCACCUGACUUUGAUAAGAUUGUUGAGAGCCUCAGCUUAUUGAAGGACUUUUUCACCACAGGUCACAAAUUGGUUAGUGAAGUCAUAGGAGCUUCUGACCUACUUCUCUUGUUAGGUUCACCUGGAGAAACAGCAUUUAGAGCAACAGAUCAUGGAUCUGAAAGUGACAAGCAUUAUAGAAAGGGUCUGCUUGGUGAGCUCAUUCUCUUACAACAGCAAAUUCAAGAGCAUGAAGAGGAAGCCCGCAGAGCCGCUGGCCAAUAUAGCACGAGCUAUGCCCAACAGAAGCGCAAGCUUGUUUCUGCGGAGGAUUCCGCUCUUUCUCCAUCAGUUUCACAGCCCUGGAAUUGUAGAAAAGCUCUGGUUUCAAGACCAUUGAUACCCAUUUCUGUCAGGGUGACAGACAAAGAGAAAAUUGACCAGCUUCAAGAAGAACUUCUGCAUACUCAGUUAAAGUACCAGAGGAUCCUGGAGCGAUUAGAAAAAGAGAACAAAGAAUUACGAAAAUUAGUAUUGCAGAAAGAUGACAAAGGCAUCCAUCACAGAAAACUUAAGAAAUCUUUGAUUGACAUGUAUUCUGAAGUUCUGGAUGUUCUAUCUGAUUAUGAUGCCAGUUAUAAUACACAAGAUCAUCUGCCAAGGGUUGUUGUGGUUGGAGACCAGAGUGCUGGAAAAACUAGUGUGUUGGAAAUGAUUGCUCAGGCGCGGAUAUUCCCUCGAGGAUCUGGGGAGAUGAUGACACGCUCUCCGGUUAAGGUGACCCUGAGUGAAGGUCCUCACCAUGUGGCCUUGUUUAAAGAUAGUUCUCGGGAGUUCGAUCUUACCAAAGAGGAGGAUCUUGCAGCAUUAAGACAUGAAAUAGAACUCCGAAUGAGGAAAAAUGUGAAAGAAGGCUGUACUGUUAGUCCUGAGACCAUAUCCUUAAAUGUAAAAGGCCCUGGACUGCAGAGAAUGGUGCUUGUUGACUUACCAGGUGUGAUUAAUACUGUGACAUCAGGCAUGGCUCCUGACACAAAGGAAACUAUUUUCAGUAUCAGCAAAGCUUAUAUGCAGAAUCCUAACGCCAUCAUACUAUGUAUUCAAGAUGGAUCCGUGGAUGCUGAACGCAGCAUUGUUACAGACUUGGUCAGUCAAAUGGAUCCUCAUGGAAGGAGGACGAUAUUUGUUUUGACCAAAGUUGACCUGGCGGAAAAGAACGUGGCUAGCCCAAGCAGGAUUCAGCAGAUAAUUGAAGGAAAACUCUUCCCAAUGAAAGCUCUAGGUUAUUUUGCUGUUGUAACAGGAAAAGGAAACAGCUCGGAAAGCAUUGAAGCUAUAAGAGAAUAUGAAGAAGAAUUUUUUCAGAAUUCAAAACUCUUAAAGACAAGCAUGCUAAAGGCACACCAAGUGACCACAAGAAAUUUAAGCCUUGCUGUUUCAGACUGCUUUUGGAAAAUGGUACGAGAGUCAGUUGAGCAACAGGCUGAUAGUUUCAAAGCAACACGUUUUAACCUUGAAACUGAGUGGAAGAAUAACUAUCCUCGCCUGCGAGAACUCGACCGGAACGAACUAUUUGAAAAAGCUAAAAAUGAAAUCCUCGAUGAAGUUAUCAGUCUGAGCCAGGUUACACCAAAACAUUGGGAGGAAAUCCUUCAGCAGUCCUUGUGGGAAAGAGUAUCAACUCAUGUGAUUGAAAACAUAUAUCUUCCAGCUGCACAGACCAUGAAUUCAGGGACUUUCAAUACAACAGUGGAUAUCAAGCUUAAACAGUGGACUGAUAAACAGCUUCCUAAUAAAGCAGUAGAGGUUGCUUGGGAGACCCUACAGGAAGAAUUUUCUCGCUUUAUGACAGAACCAAAAGGGAAAGAACAUGAUGACAUAUUUGAUAAACUUAAAGAGGCUGUUAAAGAAGAAAGUAUUAAACGCCACAAGUGGAAUGAUUUUGCGGAGGACAGCUUGAGGGUUAUUCAACACAAUGCUUUAGAAGACCGCUCCAUAUCUGAUAAACAGCAGUGGGAUGCAGCUAUAUAUUUUAUGGAAGAAGCUCUUCAGGCUCGUCUCAAGGAUACUGAAAACGCAAUUGAAAACAUGGUAGGUCCAGAUUGGAAAAAGAGGUGGUUAUACUGGAAGAACCGGACCCAGGAACAGUUUGUCCAUAAUGAAACCAAGAGUGAAUUGGAGAAGAUGCUGAAGUGUAACGAGGAGCACCCAGCCUAUCUGGCGAGCGAUGAGAUAACUACAGUCCGAAAGAACCUUGAAUCCCGAGGAGUAGAAGUGGACCCAAGCUUGAUUAAGGAUACUUGGCACCAAGUUUAUAGAAGACACUUCUUAAAAACAGCUCUAAACCAUUGUAACCUUUGUCGAAGAGGCUUUUACUACUACCAAAGGCAUUUUGUAGAUUCUGAGUUGGAAUGCAAUGAUGUCGUCUUGUUUUGGCGAAUACAGCGCAUGCUUGCUAUCACUGCAAAUACUUUAAGGCAGCAACUUACAAACACUGAAGUCAGGCGACUAGAGAAAAACGUGAAAGAGGUGUUGGAAGAUUUUGCUGAAGACAGUGAAAAGAAGGUAAAACUGCUCACUGGCAAACGAGUUCAGCUGGCUGAAGACCUCAAGAAAGUUAGAGAAAUUCAAGAAAAACUUGAUGCUUUUAUUGAAGCUCUUCAUCAGGAAAAAUAAAUGAAUCCUACUCAUAAUAUAUCACCUCAGCAUACAUGUGAAGAAAGAAAACUCCAAAGUCUCUUGUCCUGCCUUUUUUCCUUCUAUUUCACCUUUCUAAACAUAAAAUAAAGUCAUGGGAUAAAAAAAAAAUUAUGCGUGUUCGAGGCACUUUAACCAUCAGUUGCCUUUCGAAUGCAAGAACAGUGGAAAUGGCAUUAAAAUCCUAUUUUACUGUGUUGAAGUGACAAAUUGAGAUAAUACAGGUGGUGUGGCCGUUAGGGUCAGUCCUUGAAGAUAAGAAACUUGCUCUCCUGCUUGUCUCAUUUGUGGUGGCACUCGUUCAACUAAUUCAUGAGGGGAUGUUACUCAGUGUCCGUUUUUUUCCAGGGAGAAAAUGCCAGGUGUUGUGAAAAGCUAUCAGUUGUAUAUAAGAUGAUGGUAGCCCGCGGAGUUGUUGUCUGUAUCUGUAACGUUCUAUGUGCAGAAGCUGGUGAUGAAAAUUCAGUGUACAUUUAUCAUGUGAAAAGAGGACUAGCUAAGAGCAGAGCACCUCAAAUAAGUCAAUUUGGACGAUCACAGCUCCAUGUCCAGUGAGAGAGGUCCCGCCUCCAGUGACAGCUGAGAGCGCUCGCUGCCUUCGAGGUGAAGUCAGCAGCGCUUCCUUGUUCGCUUCCGUUGGCCCUGUUGUCCUUUCUGCACCCAUUUCAGAUUCGUUCAUUUUGAAUGUUGUAUAGGCAAGCCGGGUUUUCUGUUAACUCGCGGGGUUUUCUGAGCCUGUUGACAGCUACUGGAUUGUGACACAGGAUAAGGAAGACAAAGAACCAUCCGCUGACUGAUUUCAUGUAGACGGUGGUCAAGCAUUUCAGGUGGGCAUCGGGAAAAGCGAGAACGAGACUACUUUCUGCUACAAGACUCUUUUUAAAUAGAACUUAUUUCAACAGAAUAAUGUUGACCACCUCCCUCUUGGCUGAAGGUGUAAAAAAGAAAAACCUAAGAUUUGGUUCAUUGCUAUUCAGUUACAGUCCCUUCACAGUGUUUUCUUGUGUUUCAUACAAAUAACUUUUUUUUUUAUUGGCUAAAGGACUUUAAGGCACAGAAAUAUGCCAUUUUUUACUUAGAUGGUCUUUCUCAUCUCUGCUGUUUGUUGCCAUUUCAUUAAGCCUUUAUUAUUCUAAUAAAAAGGCCCAUUGUGUGACAGUUUUUAUUUUAUAGUUAAUUUUACAGCUUUUUUUAGAAUUAUGGUGGGUAACAGUUCCCUUGCCACCCCACUUUUUUUUUUUUUUUUUUAAAUUCAGCAUCAAUGUAUUCUUCACUGUGAUUCCUUUCAAGGUCUGAUGACAAUAUGCAAAGUCGGAAGGAUAUCACAAAGUUAUUUCAUAAAUUCAGAAUCUGGUGAAUAUUUGUUUUAUACUGUCUGAGAAGAAAGGUAGAUCGAGCUGCACACGGCUGUCAGCAGCCCACACCCACAUCGUUCUGUGGCCGAUAAGUAGCCAAAGACAUUUCAUGUCUUUCAGCCCUAGGGCUGAUGGGUGAACAGAAAGGGAGCAGAGCCGCCCAGCGUCCUGUGCCGAAUUUGGAGAUGACCUCACUGGUUAACUCCUCUAACCAGUGCUGCUUGGUGGCAACUACCCCUCACGGAAGCAGGCACCGUGCAAUUAUUAAUAUUUUUAUAGUUGUAAAACACAACGACUUACAACUAUAAAUCUAUUUCUAAAGAAAUAGGACCAUGUUUAUUUGUGCUGUGGAUAGGAAAAAUACCCUCAGCUGUAUGUCUGUAGAUGUUUCCCAAGCAAAAGGCUGAUGUUACGUCAGUACUUUUUUCACAUCUCUUUGUAUAAAUCUAAGAAACGGGGAUGGGAGGGUCUUCAUUUCGAGGUCAGUGUUUGUAACUUAAACGUACAAAUAGAUGGUAAAAGUUAAUGUGAUUAAAAAUCCCGUGUAAGAGUCCAGACACCACCUCCUCCCCCGCAGUAAUAGGACUUCUUUCUAUCAUGGACUACGUAUUUUUUUUCUCCUUUUUAGCUGAUCUCAUUCUAAGCAUGCUUUUUUAUUUUUUUUCCUUGAAUGUUAGGUUGAUAACAUGUUAUUAAAAGAAAAAAAUAAAAUUCAGAUUCUCAACGGUAAACCCGGUGUGUUGUGUCUAUAGUUCAAAAAAUUACAAGUGAUUCGAAUUUAAACAAAUCACUUCAGAAAUUCAACGUACGGGAGUCAAGUACUAACUCGAGCAGGAAUCCUUUGUUUCUCGUGGCAGAAUUUGCCAAGAACAGAGCGAGGAGAGCUCCGUAUGGAAGACGAACAGCCACACACAGAGUAGGAGUGUCCGAGCUCAGUCCUGGUGGGCAAUGCACAGUAGCACACAGGCCGCCCUGCUGCUUCACGGGGCCGCGGAGCCCCAGCUGCAGGUGAGCCGUCCGCCUUUCCUGGUGGCUUCGUCGACUCCUCUUUGUGUUCCCUCCGUUUUUCAGGCUUUACUCCAGGGGGCCCCUUCCCACCAGCGGCGUGGCCUCCAAAUGCAAAGGAGUGUGUAAAAUGAGUAGGGAACAUUGCAGAGUGGUGCUUCCUCACCGUAUAAUUUGGGAAAUUCACCCGUGAUAAAGGUUCAGAGCAUAGGCUUAAGAGGUGAAUUCCUUAACUACUUAAUAAUUGUAUAUUUCGGAUGUAUUUAUCUGCAGAAAGAAAUACGGUAUUUUAGUUUUCCUGUAAGAGGGAUCAAAAUAAUGCUUCUCCACGCUGGUGUUUGCCGUAGUUUCAGGUACUUCAGGAGUACAGAGACGCGCUUACAAAUACACUUAGUUUUGAAUGAUCAUGGCUGUGUGUUUAAAUACCUAAAAUUCAACCUCGUGUUUACUUGUGCACUGUGAAUGAACUUUGUAUUAUUUCUUGAAACCUUCACACUCCGCGUAGACGUCACUGCAAUUUAUAUUUUGCCUGUGCUUAAUUAAGGUCAUUUGUGUAGAUGAGCAAUUAAAGAUAUUUAAAUCACGUCCCGAUUCUACAUUGGAGAGCAUCUUUUAACUUCUCUUUGUAUUAAUGAGGGGGUGAGAGGAGAGGAGAGACCUGUGCGCACAGGGUCCUCACGUGAUCUCACGGUGCCACCAAAUCCGUGGCCUCACAGGCCGCCUAACGUGGCUCUUCUGGGUCCUUACACUUCACAUGCUUCACAUCUCACACUUGUAAUCCAUGGUCAGACACUGCUGUCUUUUUUCGUGUCUUGAUACUUGUCAAAACAUUUUGCUAUUUUCUUUGAUAAAAUAUAUUAAAAAUGUCUUUUAAUUGGA